Angiostrongylus costaricensis is the source of this 570-nucleotide messenger RNA. The record is from the annotation of a GenBank genome assembly. Lineage: Eukaryota; Metazoa; Nematoda; Chromadorea; Rhabditida; Metastrongylidae.
AUGCAGGAGAUCACGGAGUAUUCCACGGGUCCUAUCGAGGACGAUGACGAAAAUCCGCAGGGUUCAAGUAGCACGGUGAUUCUUCCGAAACUGGCUUUAAAGCAAAAGGAAGUGAUUGCGCUUGUGAAUCUACGGCCGGGAGCGACAGUGGUUCCACAUCAAAUGGGCAUGGUAGUCGAGGAAAUUUCAGUCCUCGCACAGGCAGUUCAUGACGAAGAAACGGUCGAAGAAGGCCACAGUCUAAACUACGAUGAUGGUGAUGAUGAUGAUGAUGUAGAAAAGGACGAUAACGACAAAGAAGCUAUAUCAGGAACCGACGACGCCAAGAACAGCAAUUUCGAAUCGUUUGAUUUUGAAGAUGACGACAAAGAUUUCUAUGAAAGUGAAGAGGACGAUGAUGAUGAUGACAGAGCUAAGGAUGGAGAACAAGUCGAUCCCUUAUUGAAAAUAACAGCCCUAAAGCAAAAUGAGAAAGAAACAAAGGUGUGUUUAAGAGUGGCAAAGGAACAGAUGUCAAGAAGUCCGUCAGUAUCUCUGAAGCUGCAACAUCAGCUAUCUAAGGUAAAAUAA